AUGUAAGAAAAUGAGUUUGCUAUCUCAAUUUGUGUUCCCUCUUUCAAAAAGAAUGAUGAUGUAGUCUAUUAUCAAUUAAUGUAAGUAUUUCUUUCACCGCAAAAUAAUCAAAGAUGCUCCUUUUCAGUGGAUUAUCGCUAUUCCCAUCUAAAACUAUUGCAUGAAUCCUUAUCGACUCUUAAAGCGAGUUUGCCGAAGUUUCCUCCGUCUAAUUGGUGGAGAUCCACCAAUGACAAUGAAGAAUUAAUAGAAGAGAGAAGAAAACAGUUAGAUUGCUUCUUCAAAAAUCUCUUCUAGUGUUAAGGAGUGUGCAAAAGUUUGAUUAUGAAAAAUUUCAUUCUCAAAUCUCAAUGUCUUUAUCUAAAAAAGGUCGACAAAUAAUAGCGUGAUAUUCUGAAGAAAGAAAGAAAAGCCUAAGCAGUUCCUCCCUUAAACAAACAGAAAUCAAAAUCUCAAUUGACAACUCCGAUUUGUGGACCUGCUGAAGAUCCUAUUGAGGAUCCUCGUGAGAGAUCCCGCUCUUGGGAAUUUAAAUUAACUUAGAAGAAGUCUCAAUAAGUUAGUGAGAGAGAUCCUAAGCAAUUAAGCAAUUUAAACUUUGGUGGAGUUCCUAUAUUCAAAGGCAUUCUAUUGAGAUUUAAAUGAUAAAAAUAGAUUUCAUAUAUUAUUAAAAAAUAA
This is a messenger RNA of Paramecium tetraurelia, 678 nucleotides long. RefSeq lists its product as uncharacterized. Gene Ontology annotation, biological process: intracellular protein transport. Gene Ontology annotation, molecular function: phosphatidylinositol binding. Lineage: Eukaryota; Ciliophora; Oligohymenophorea; Peniculida; Parameciidae. The record is from RefSeq and is a predicted model, not a curated record. The transcript has 5 exons. Gene Ontology annotation, cellular component: early endosome.